CAAUCCAAAAGAACUCGUAUGAUUUGACACUUUACUGCGUCCUAGUCAGGAAAUUGAUGGACGUCGGCACCAAUUCUGGAAGGAUGAUAAACCUGAAACAUGGCGCCACAGUCGAAUAUAUGCGACCGCUUCUAAAGCAUUGAGUUACCAGAGCCUGGACUGUCGAUACUUUGUUCUCUCGUAAUCGCAAAAGCUGAUGGUCUGGACGACUUGUCGAUCCCUACUUACGAGUGAUUGCGCACGCACAGCCACCUGCAUCGCGUAGUGGUUCCUGCACCAAAAAAAUAUAAAGGUUUUAUUUCAUUAUACGAAAUUCGGCAAUCUCCAUUAAUCAGGAUCUUUGAUUUAAAGAAAAUGAAGAUCCAUGUUGGCCCUCCUUUCUUCACUCUAGCGAUUUUCUUCAGUUUUAUUGAAUUAUGUUCACAGUACAAUGAAGACAUUCUAGUGGAUGAAAAAAUGAAUCUUCCAUAUAACCUGGACAUCUUUUACAGUGGAAAGAAUAGUAAAGAUAUACUGAUAAGUGAUGGGCACAAUCAAGAAACAUACGGGCUAAUACACGAUGAUUAUGAUAUCCUGGUUUGCGAAUUAGAAACAUAUGAUGGACAAACAUGGUUACAGGGAUUACUGGUUACGGAAAUAAUUUGGCACAACAGCAGCGCCACCUACUGUGCAGUAGUUGUGCGUAGGCUUGGUACAGUUGUUAUACCGAUUUUGGCGCAGCGGACGCCCCAAAUUAGUUCUCCCAAAUAGUACCCGUGGUAUCGAUGCGCAUGCGUGAAUAAUCGCUUUUUAAUUGUUCUGCGUAACGCAUGUAUUUAACUGGACCAUCUUCGAAGGCACUUUGCUUAACGGUGCAGCAAGUAAGCGAAAUAAAUAAACAACAUUCGCCCGAACGAUUGCCACAACUGGGGUGCUAGUAGGUACUGACAACUGCUGUCGAGAAAUUCUUUCGGCGCACUCAGUUAUUAACUUUUUUUAAUAAUAACAUUCCGACAUUAUUUUGUAUUAGUUUCCUUAAAAAUUACUUUCCUAUUCCUAAGUUAAAAAUGUUCGAUAAUUUGGUGUGGAAGGCGCAAUGAAUUUCUGAAGUAAGCUUUCACUGUGCCAAACUCAUUUAAAACGAAGCAAUAAAAAAUAAGUUAUUCAAAAAUUAAACAUCUAAAGAUCAAACCUUAAUUCCGAAUAAUUAUAAAAAGAUGGAAAUUCGCUCUAGAAAUUCAUUGCAUAACACGCAUGAAAUAAUAUAAACAAUUGAAAGUUAUUGUAAUUUCUUUUCAUUCUACUGUUCUUGUUAGCCAUAAGUUAAAAGUAUUUUUUUUCAAAUAAAGCAUUUUCUGAUCUAAAAAAUUUAAUUUAUUAUAAACGGAAUGUACAAUCGCUAUGAAAGAAUUGUUAAAAUAAUUUUUUUAGGAAGUUACAAACUUUAUAAUUCCUUCUUGAGAUUUUU
Messenger RNA from Belonocnema kinseyi, 1447 nucleotides. RefSeq lists its product as uncharacterized. Bases 355 to 750 code for a protein of 131 amino acids. The record is from RefSeq and is a predicted model, not a curated record. The transcript is spliced from 5 exons. NCBI's taxonomy places the organism in Eukaryota, Metazoa, Arthropoda, Insecta, Hymenoptera, Cynipidae.